CUCAUUUUGUAUGAACGGACAAGAACCAACCACCCUUCUCUUUCACCCUCACUUUUUCCUACAAGUACCCCUCGCAUUCAUCGCCGCUUCCAUUUUCCACCACCUCCCUCUCAAACUGGCGACUUAUAAUCACGAAACCUCUCUCCUUCGUGAAAUCAAACCAAAGAAUCGAAGAAUUAUGGGCGCCGGAGGACCUGUUGAGGAAGAUAGCAACAGGUGGCCGCCAUGGUUGAAGCCUCUACUUCGUGAAAGCUUCUUUGUUCAAUGCAAAUUACAUGCUGAUUCACACAAGUCGGAAUGUAAUAUGUACUGUUUGGAUUGCAUGAAUGGUCCUCUGUGUUCUCUUUGUCUCAAUCACCAUGAGGACCACCGCGCCAUUCAGAUACGAAGGUCAUCAUAUCAUGAUGUGAUUAGGGUAUCUGAGAUUCAGAAGUUCUUGGACAUUGCUUCAGUACAAACUUAUGUUAUCAACAGCGCAAAAGUUGUCUUCUUAAACGAACGACCACAACCAAGGCCAGGGAAAGGAGUUACGAAUACAUGUGAAGUUUGUGAGCGUAGCCUUCUUGAUUCCUUCAGAUUCUGUUCACUUGGAUGCAAGAUUGUUGGGACAUCCAAGAAUUUCGAAAAGAAGAGGAAGAUCUCGCCGGAGAAAAAGCAUUUGUUAAUGGCUGUGUCGGAUUCCGAUGAUUCAUACAGCAGUGGUAGCCAUCUCCGGCAGCUGAGCAACCACAAUAACAUCAGAAUUCACAGCUUCACUCCGUCAACGCCACCUCCGACCGCCGCAAGCUUCAGAACAGCAAAGAGGAGAAAGGGUAUACCCCACAGAGCACCAAUGGGAGGCCUAAUCAUAGAAUGUUAAGUCAACCAGCCCCUUGAACUUUUACUUAAUUACCCAAAGGUCCCCCUCUCUUGCAAAAUUCUUACAUUUCCAAACGCAAGUGCUUUUUACCUUAAAGAGCCUGUGUGCCGAAUUUACCCUUUAAUCCCCUCCAUUUGUACAAAGAAGCAGCCUAUAGGAUAUAGUAAUGGAAUAGACACUCUUGGAAUAUAGAAGGGCUUAAUUGAAAAAAAAUAAAAAGUUGUAAGAAAAUGUCAAAUAUUUGGUUUAUAGAACACGUUUUUUUUUUUUUUUUUUUGGAAAAAUGUAAUUAUGGUGUGGUAG
Lactuca saligna is the source of this 1162-nucleotide messenger RNA. NCBI's taxonomy places the organism in Eukaryota, Viridiplantae, Streptophyta, Magnoliopsida, Asterales, Asteraceae. The record is from the annotation of a GenBank genome assembly.